CCUCCCCCUCUUCCCCCGUCAGCCCUUCACCUGCUGAGGUAUAUAAGGCAGGGCGAGGGAGGGAGAGAGGUUCUGUUCACCUUCCCUCUCACUCUCCGUAAGGCUCACACACGCGACACACACGCACGACAUGAAGGUCCUCAUCUUGCUGGCGUUGGUGGCGGCGGCGGCGGCGGCCAAGCUGGGGAGGCUGGAGGACCCCGAACUGAUCAAGGAGCCCCCACCACCCCCCAAGCCCUACAACUUCGGGUUCGAGGUUCGAGACGAUUUAACGACGAACUACCAGAACCGCGCUGAGGUGUCUGACGAUGCGGGUCGAGUCAAGGGAUCCUACAGUUACGUGCUUCCCGAUGGCUUCGUCUACACCAUCACCUACGAGGACAACAGGGACGGAGAGGGCCUGAAGGCCGUGGUGCGCAAGGAACCCUCAGGCAUCGACGUCAUCAUCCCCGAGCCCAAGCCCAGGAAGAAGCCCGUGCAGUUACUCUAAUGAGGGAGCCCCACCUGUCCCGCGUACCUGUGGGGGCGCGUUACCUGCCCCCUCCCACCCUCCUUUUUCUACGUUGAUUAGGAUAGUUUAAUGUUAAGAAUAUGUACGGAAAUUCCUCCCCUCUAUCUCUCUCUCUCUCUCGAAGCAUCAUGAAGCUAAACAGACGCCACCAGACACUCCCGUCAUAGUUACCGUUUAAGUACAGCUAUUGACGCCCUGGAUCAACUAUUUUGCCUCCCUGUUGGUCACAAUAUACUGGUGGCCCUGGAGGUCGUUGGGGCUCACGGUGUAGGAGAAAACGGAACACGUGGCAAAUGUAAACAAGCGUUGACCUGCUCCCUCCCCCGCAGUGUGGCGUCCAUUCUCCUGAGUCAGUGAGUGAGGGAGGUCCGAGGGAACGUUCGAUUUUUCCUUAACUCCUUUUUCUUGUCUUCUUAGUUCUGUUGUAUUGUGAUGAUUUAGUACUGUGAAAUAAUUAUUUGAUUAUUUAUAAAUUCAUGCUUACAGGUGUACAGCAAUCACGAAAAUAUUUUUAUGGGAAACUCACGUAUUUUCAUAUAAAAAAUUCAUACCUCUAACGAUGGUUUCUGAAUGCCACUAUAUUUUUCUUACCUAUUGUGUUGUGUUCAAUAAUGAGAACAGCAAUAAUCUGCCACUGUCAUUGUAUUUUGGUGUACCAUGGCUUCAACAAGAAUGUAAUUGCAUUUAUCUGUGUACUCUCUCUCUCUCUCUCCAAAAAGGAUCACAAACUACGUACACAUCUGGACUGACUUUUCAUUGUGAAUAAAAACUCAAAUGUU
This is a messenger RNA of Eriocheir sinensis (Chinese mitten crab), 1290 nucleotides long. RefSeq names its product cuticle protein CP14.6-like. NCBI's taxonomy places the organism in Eukaryota, Metazoa, Arthropoda, Malacostraca, Decapoda, Varunidae. The record is from RefSeq and is a predicted model, not a curated record. The transcript is spliced from 4 exons. Gene Ontology annotation, cellular component: extracellular matrix. The coding region runs from base 131 to 490 and encodes 119 amino acids.